AUGGACUACUUCCUGCCAUCGUUUGUGCAAAAGCGGUUGCUGCGAUAUGCACUCUCGCGACUUGAGCUGGUUGACACCGAGGCGGUCGAUCUUGAUAGUUUGGGUAUACGAUGGGGUCAGAGGAGUACUUUUGAGCUACGCGAGUUAGGUCUCAGGUUAGACAAACUCGCCUCGCUCCUUCGGUUACCAGCAACAUGCAAGCUACUGAAAGCACGAGCAUCGCUAAUCAGAGUGACGAUACCGGCCGACAUCUACAGUAGCGGGAUAAUCAUUGAAGUCGAGGGUGUCGAUGUGCAUAUACAACUGCUGUCUGAAAGCGAAUCUGGAAACAAUACCCCGGCUCCCGGAGAGCCUGAUCGACAGGAUGGUAGUACUGCUGAGCGACCAGCGUUGCCUACAACAAAUGAUCUAGCACAGUCAUUUAUUGAGUCCGAGCCUAAGGAAGAAAGAGCUGAAAUCGAGGCAGCAAUCUCAUCACGAUCCCAAUACCUACAGCGUUCAACCAGUUCACUAAGCGAUGAAGAUGAGGUUGGGCUUGGCAAUGAGGAGGUAUCGCUCCCUAGCUUCAUUUCCGGCUUCCUGCAGGGAAUCGUAGGCAGACUACAAAUCAAGGUCAAGAAUGUCAACCUCCGCAUUGAAAUGGAUCUUCCGCAAGGUGAACCCAUAAAGCGAAUUCCGGCGGACAAACCGGACCAGUUGACAGUGUCACUGGUCGUUGGGGAGUUAUCAAUAGGCUCUGUUACUCAACCAGAGGGUCAGAACACUCAACCAAAGGUGGCAGGCAGGACAGUCACCUUAGAUUCGAUUCGCGUAUUUCUCAUAUCUGAUCCUGUGGUCUUCUCCAACUAUGCACGGUUUGCUGCCGCCCCACAGUCCCCUUCGACCACAACUUCGAAUCGUGGACACAGUAUUGGGCAAGCACGAAGUGUCUCGCCAUCACAAUCAACCUCCCUGUCUGGGAGUUUGGGGCCGCACAUUUCCCAAUCUAUGAUGCUGGAUCGUUCCCAAAUAUUGGACCGGGCUUCAACCCCCAUUGCAACAGGUAGGCAAUCCAUGGAGAAUUCUACUGAUUCUUUGGAUGGUCGAUUCUCCGACGCAGAUAGUGAGGCGGGAUACACAUCCGAGUACCACUCCCAUUCCCCUUCAAACAGUCGGUUUGAUGGAUUUGGUGAGGAGCUAUUGGAUAAUCCUGGAUACCUUGAUGAGGUCUUUCACUCGCAGUUCGUUGAUAACCCUGAAGACUCGAUUGAGUUACCAACGCAAUCGCCUGAAAAUACCGGUACUCCGAGACCGCAGAGUCCUCAAAUAGACUCCUCGCAAGUGGUGGAGACAUGGCACGAUUUCGAAGAACCUCAAUCUCGGAGCCAGCACGAGUAUAACGUUGAAGAUACCCGCUUUUACGAACCACUGGAGCAGAGCGCGGAAUCUCAGUCAUCUCCAAAGACAUCUCAUUUGUUCUCACCGGAACAGGUUCAACAGUCGUACUACGCAGACCUGCCAACUACUUCUUCAUCUCCAGAAGAAGACGUCAAGAGUCAAUCCAGCCACACUAGUUCCAGCUCUGGGUCAGUGCCUGCCGAGUUAUCGGAGUCCAAAAUUUUUAGUCAUGAAGAGGCAUCAAGCAUGUAUAUGAGUGCUAUCAGCGGCACCUCCAGCCACGGAGAGCCCCGAAUGCCUGGUGCCUGGGAUUCACGAAACUUUGAAUCACCCACCCAUGAGAGGGAGGCAUCCAGCGAACCAGUGGCUCUUGUCAAUAAAGAGGCAGAAGUUUCAACCCCAAAGAUCGGUGGUCAAACAUCAUCGUUUAUGCAUGAGAACGGAAAUACGCCGCAAACUUCGAUACGAGAGUCUUAUCGUCCGGACUUUGAACAUCACACAAGCGCUGAUAUCAAGACCCACAAUGAAGAACUCAAGGUUACUCGCCAAAUCAUAAAUAUUAGCAGAAUCACAGUUUGGGUACCAGAGAGCUUUGAUAGUAGUCAACAGGAGCCUCAUACGCAACGUCAACCACAGCGUCAAGAGCAUGGCACUACUAUGGCCCAGUCAAUCAAUAGUGAUGCUCUCGGAAUUUCGCGGAUGGACUUUUCUGCGUCGGUACGCCGUAGUUCUAUCACUUCAUCAAUCGCCUUUGAGAAUGGUGAGCAGCCUAGCCACAGAAACGUCGAUGUGAUUGAGCCUCUCUCAUUCGCAAAUCUAUCAUCAGCCAUAUCCAUUGAUAUUGGCGAAACCGUCGUCCAGUUUGACAUAGCAACCGGAUGGUUGCUUGUUAAGGCAAGCCAAAAGGUAGUGACCGCCCUUGAACACUCAGAAGCAAGUGUUUCGAAAAACACUCCGAAUUCUCCGUCGAAGGUCUCCAAACAUUUCAAGUUCAGGCUUCAUUCCUGCUCGGUUAAGUUCUUGGAAAGCUUGGCCGGUGUUCCCUACUAUACAGGAGGAAGGGCUUCGGAAUCGUCCCAAUCCACCUCAUCUAACGUAGAAGAUGUCAUUCUACAGGCGCAAGUAUUAUCAGUUACUUCUGACUACUUAACUGCGGAUGACACAACGAAAUUCCAACUCGAGGUGACGAAAUUUAUUCUUGGAUGCGCAACCGAGCCCCUGGUAUCCUUUAACAAGGAUCUCAAGAUGAGGGAAUCCAUCAGGGACUUGCGAACGGGUGUGCCUCGCGAUAUCACUCUCACUGUUGUCAAAACUUCGUCAUCCGCCAAGCUCGAGUUUGCUACCUUACCAUUGCAUAUCAAUUUCAAUAUACAGCAAUUGGAGGAGAUAUUUGGAUGGUUCGGUGGGUUAAGCACCCUAAUGGAGCUCGGAAGCUCUAUGGCUUCUGUUUCAACAGUCCGAGGGGAUAAAUCGGAUUCCUUGAAAAAGCCGACACGAGGUGUGCGAUUCGAAGGAAUGCCACCUCCGAGUGCCCCUUCUGCCACCCCUACAUCUGCUCCCUGGAAAAUAAAUGCUAGGCUAGAUGGCAUUAUACUUGACCUUGUAGGUGAGAGCUGUCGUAUCGAGCUCAUGACUACUGCAGUCAAGGCAGUAAGCAGAUUUGAAGGCAUUGGUAUCCAGAUCGACAAGGCUAAAAUUGUUGGGCCUGUAAUCUUUGACAAGGACGCGGAGCGCCCAGCAACUCUCAGCAUCGGAAAUAUUCGAAUCGAGUACUUGUAUUCGCCAAAGGAGGUUGACCUUGACCGACUGCUAUCUUUGCUUACGCCUUCAAAAGAUAAAUAUGAGGAGGAUGACGAUAUAAUGCUCGAUACACUUCUUCGGCAACGUAGACAGGGUGGCGUUCUCCGUGUUACAGUCACAACAGCCAAGCUGUUAAUUCCCGAUAUUGAAGGACUGAAACCUCUAUCCGAUCUUCCGAACGAAAUUGGGAGAUUAUCGAGCGUGACCAAGUAUUUGCCAGAGGAUGAUCGACCUGGUGUCAUGACUCUUGUACUCAUCCGUGAAUUUGAGAGUCAUACGCAUGUCAACGAGAAAAUAGGAGAUUUGCGACUAACGACCAGAGAUACCGAAUUGGCUCACAUCAGCAUUCCAUCUCUGAUUGCGGCUCAGGUGAAAAGUAUUUCACUAAGGAGAAAUGAGACCGAAGCACUGAUAGGCGAAGCUCUCGAUAUCACUACAGGUCAGAGCACCUCGUCAUCAUCUUUGCCAAUGUUGAUGGUGCGUUUCAUCGCGGAUGAGAUGGAUCCUACCGUCAAAGUCAAGCUCCAUGACUUUAGGAUGGAAUAUAGCCUGCCUUCCAUAAUAGCGUUCCUUGGUCUAGGGAAUAAUGCCACACCUGAUGACCUUGUCGCCAAGAUGGCCAGCUCUGUAGCUAAUUUAACGGAAAUAAGCGCGUCGCAGUUUCAAGGCCCAUCAUUUGGGGGGUAUGGUGGAUCUGAACCUGAUACCAAACCUUUCAAGCUCGCUGUAUCUCUGAGAGAUUGUGUUGUUGGUUUGAAUCCACGUGACAUGCCUGCGAAGGGGUUGGUAGUAUUUACUUAUGCCAAAUUCAAGUGCAACAACCAAGAGAAGGGCCUUUUCGAGGCCAACUUUGAAAUCAAAAAGGCAACGAUGAUGAUAAUAGACGACGUGCAAAUGAUUGGCAGGGGUGACAGCACAAGUCGUCGAUCAAUAGGCGAGAGUCAGGAGGAACAAGUCAACAAAUUCAGCAACAUGGGUUUUGUCCCAGUCUCGUACAUAUCAUCGGCAGUGCUCUCAGUUAAUGUACAACAACCCGACGCGGUUGGCGAGAAGUCUGUCGAUGUGGAGCUGAGGGACGAUUUGCUAAUCUUGGAAACGUGUGCUGAUUCCACUCAGACACUCAUUAGCCUUCUCAGCGGUCUUGCUCCACCGUCAUUGCCGAGCACCACGCUUAAAUAUCGUACCGAGGUUAUGCCCUUGCAGGACAUGCUGAGCUCAUUCACGGGAGAUGCAUUCAUGACUGACCAAGUCACCAAUGCCGAAGAAAUAUCUGUACACGAAGCUGAAGACAACUUCGAGGGCGCUCUUGACGACGAGGUUGACUAUGUUAGCGAUUUCUAUCCCCAGGAGCCUGUUCCAGAAGGCACGAUGAGUGCAAGUAUGAUGGAUCCCAUGGCCGAUAUGUCUCGAUCUAGACAACUCAUGGAUAGCUUUCAUUCCCAAUAUAACGUUUCGACCAGCGUGACGGGACUUGAUUUUCAAGAUGAUCAUUUUUCUAGAAAGUCAACGGUUGGUGGCACCGCUCAUCGAUGGAACACCACUCAAAAUACCUAUGGGCUCUCCAAUGAAGUCAAACUACAUGGUAGCCCGUUGAGGGUUAGGGUUCGUGAUGUACAUUUCAUCUGGAAUCUAUUUGAUGGCUAUGACUGGCAGCGCACUCGAGACACAAUUUCCAAAGCCGUCAAGGAUGUUGAAAUGAAAGCCGCAGAACGACGUGCAAAGACUACGAGUCGACUGUCUCCGGAAGAGGAUGAAGAGGAAUCAGUCAUUGGUGACUUUCUUUUCAACUCCAUUUACAUUGGUAUACCUGCAAAUAAAGACCCUCGUGAACUAUCUCGUGCUAUCAACCAUGACAUUGAUGAUAUGGCAAGUGAAACCGGCAGCUAUAUCACGUCAACGACAGUUACCGGAUACACUUCCCAUCAGAAUCGACCUUCUUCGACUCGUGGGAAAAGGCUACGUCUGUCACGAAGCAAGCAUCACAAAAUGACCUUUGAGCUGAAGGGUAUUUCGGCCGAUUUUGUCGUCUUCCCGCCAGACACCGGUGAGACACAGAGCACGAUUGACGUGCGAGUAAACAACCUUGAGAUUUUCGAUCAUAUCCCGACCUCGACGUGGAAGAAGUUUGCUACAUACAUGAACGAUGCAGGAGUGCGUGAAAGUGGGACCAGCAUGGUACACUUGGAGGUUAUCAACGUGAAGCCUGUGGCGGAGUUGGCGGCAUCUGAAAUUGUCCUCAAGGCUACCGUGUUACCUCUACGUCUCCAUGUCGACCAAGACGCAUUGGAUUUCCUCAGCCGUUUCUUUGAGUUCAAGGACGAGUCGGCACCUGCUCCUAGCUCGCCAGGCGAAACUCCUUUCUUACAACGGGUUGAGGUUAAUGCAAUACGAGUCAAACUCGACUUCAAGCCCAAACGGGUUGACUAUGCAGGCUUACGCUCUGGACGCACAACCGAGUUCAUGAACUUCUUUAUCUUAGAUGAGGCGGACAUGGUCAUGCGACACGUCAUAAUAUACGGUGUUUCGGGCUUUGAAAGACUCGGCCAAACAUUGAAUGAUAUUUGGAUGCCCGAUAUUAAGCGAAACCAGUUACCAGGUGUAUUAGCAGGUCUUGCACCUAUUCGAUCCCUGGUGAAUGUUGGAAGCGGUGUGAAAGAUUUAGUCGUCAUUCCAAUGCGCGAGUACAAGAAAGAUGGUCGAAUAGUGCGCAGCAUCCAGAAAGGCGCAUUUGCAUUCGCCAAGACCACCACGAAUGAAUUGAUAAAGUUGGGAGCCAAGCUAGCGAUAGGAACCCAGACAGUUCUCCAGAGUGCCGAAGACUUCCUCAGCGCCCCAACUACUGGAAUGGCACAUGGAGAAGGAGACGGCGACUCUACGGAUGAAGAAGAGAAGAAACAAAUAUCCCACUAUGCUGAUCAACCAGUGGGAGUUGUACAAGGUCUUCGAGGCGCAUUCCGUAGUCUCGAGCGUGAUUUACUGAUGACACGAGACGCCAUUGUCGCCGUUCCCGGCGAAGUCAUGGAAAGCAGCAGCGCUGCUGGAGCUGCAAGAGCCGUCUGGCGACGUGCACCCACUGUUAUUCUCCGGCCUGCCAUUGGUGCUACACGUGCGGUUGGGCAGACUUUACUUGGAGCAGGAAACUCUUUGGAUCCAACUAAUCGACGAAGAAUUGAGGAUAAAUACAAGAGACAUUAA
Molecule: messenger RNA, 6372 nt
Organism: Talaromyces marneffei
Lineage: Eukaryota; Fungi; Ascomycota; Eurotiomycetes; Eurotiales; Trichocomaceae
Exons: 4
Coding region: 1-6372 (2123 amino acids)
Biological process (GO): reticulophagy; autophagosome assembly; autophagy of mitochondrion
Cellular component (GO): extrinsic component of membrane; phagophore assembly site
Molecular function (GO): phosphatidylinositol-3-phosphate binding
Source: RefSeq, a predicted model, not a curated record